Hirsutella rhossiliensis is the source of this 411-nucleotide messenger RNA. Its product is annotated as thiamine pyrophosphate enzyme, central domain-containing protein. The record is from RefSeq and is a predicted model, not a curated record. Lineage: Eukaryota; Fungi; Ascomycota; Sordariomycetes; Hypocreales; Ophiocordycipitaceae. Gene Ontology annotation, molecular function: magnesium ion binding; carboxy-lyase activity; thiamine pyrophosphate binding. The transcript is spliced from 2 exons. The coding region runs from base 1 to 411 and encodes 136 amino acids.
AUGCUCGUCGGGCCCAAGGUGCAGCGGGCGCACCCGCAGAGGGAGCUGGCGCGGCUGGCCGAAGCCAUGGGGUGCCCUGUCGUGCUGCAGCCGGCUGCCAAGGGCUGCUUCCCCGAGGACCACUCCCAGUUCGCCGGCGUCUUCUGGGGCCAGGUCAGCACCCUCGCCGCCGAUGCCAUUGUCAACUGGGCCGAUCAGACUCAGGCGCUCCUCUCUGCCACGACGACCGUCUUUGUCGACACGGGCGACUCGUGGUUCAAUGGCAGCCAACUGCGCCUGCCGCGCGGCCCCGAGUUUGAGAUUGAGAUGCAAUGGGGCCAUAUUGGAUGGUCAAUCCCUGCUUCGUUUGGAUACGCCCUUAGCAAGCCGCAUAAGAGAACCAUCGUCCUUAUAGGUGACGGGGCCUUCUAG